GAAAGAAAUAAAUAGAAUAAGGUACCAAAAAAAAUCAAUAAUUUUUUUCAACAAGGAGUAUAUAAAGACAAUGAUAUACAAUAAGAAAUAAUAAUCUUAUACAAACGUUCCUUUGUUGCCAGAAGAUAUGCGUAUUAAAAAGGCAUUGGAGUAUUGUCUUUUUUUAAUACUUUUAUUUCUAAGUAUUCAUAUAUCCGAUGCCAUUGGUAACCUUAAAGAUAAUAAUAAUACUACUAGCUAUCAAAAGUAUCCACAUACUCGUUACUAUCAACUAAAUAUUACAAGUAAAAGAUACAAUGCAGACUGCUCUGAUCAUCAAUCCUCAGUUCUUAUGGUCAACAAUCGUUUGCCCGGAACCCCAAUCUAUUUAGUGAAGGGAGAUCGCGUUUUAUUGAAUGUAUGUAACAAUAUUGAACCUGAUACGCGCAUUAAUGGUGGUGUAGGUUGGGAUAUUAUUGUUCAUUUGCACGGUAUUCUUCAAAUAGGAUCUCCCGGUUCAGAUGGUGUUCCUUAUUUAACACAAAGACCAAUUGCUCCAGGUGAAUGCUUUUUACACGACGUUACCGUCGUAAAUCAGGAAGGUACUUACUUUUAUCAUGCUCAUGUUGGUCUUAAGGAAAUGAGUGUAUAUGGUGCUAUCAUUGUCUAUGAAUCUGAAAGGGCCGUCCCCAAAUCUUCUCCUAUUUAUAAAAAAGGAAAUCAUCGUAAUAAGGCAAUGGUACAAGAUGGUCCUUUCAAAUAUCAUGAUGAGCAUACCCUUCUAAUUAGCGAAUGGUUUCAUGCAGAUACCGGUCAAUUUGAAGAGUAUUUCUUAGGCACUAAUUUUGCGGGACUCAUUGAUGCGGAUACAAUCUUGAUCAACGGCCAAGGUAUCUACAAUGAAGAAAUUGAUAUUGAUAAUUCCUGUAAAGGGUAUGCAAUUAUUCCAGUUGAGCCUUCAAAAACUUUGCGUCUUCGUAUUAUUGGUGGGUUAAUAUUCCGUACUAUAGGCUUUGCUUUAGCUGGUCAUAAAAUGAAGGUCAUUGAAGUUGAUGGCAAUUAUGUGAAACCCUAUGAAGUUGAUUAUCUUGAGGUAUCUCCAGCUCAGCGAUUCUCUGUUCUUAUUACAACUGACCAAGCUCCAGGAGAUUAUGGUAUUAAUAUCCAACGACGGUUAGUUGAUUCUAACAUUAGAAUGACAAAUGGGCAUGCUAUUAUGCGAUAUCAAAAAAAGGCAAGCUCUUUUAAGGCUUGGUAUUUUAAUCCUCAAACGAAUCAACGUUCAGGUACAAGAAUCAUUUCGGCCCCGGAGAACCAACCAGUUUUUCCAGCCGAUGAUACUCACCAUUGGUAUUGGAAUCAUUUAGUACCUUAUUAUGGUGUUGAUCAUAUUGCAUCAAAAAAAGUGAAAAGUAAUAGGACAAUCCUACUUCGAUCUUCAACAGAGAGCAUUAAUAAUAUCACACACUGGUAUGUAAAUAAUGAAGCACAUACUGAAGACAGCGGCCAUACAAGCGUACUUUUAUAUGAUGUAUUAAAUAAAACUAGACCUCUGCCAAAUCCCCGUAAUAGAGAUCGAGUUACUGGUUAUGACUCUGUGCUUAAGACGUAUCCUCUACAGUCUCAAGAGAUUGUAGACAUUGUUCUUCAAACAACUCUGGAUAAUAAUGAUAAUUGUCGUUAUCACCCAUGGCAUACACAUGGUCACUUUCAUUGGGAGAUUGCUUAUGGACAUGGUGAAUAUAUAGAAAAACGGGAUGGACAUAUACGCAACGUACCUACUCCUAUAGCUAAAGAUUUGACUCUAGUAUAUGUAGAUAGUGACGAAGAAAUUCUUAAUAAUAAUAAAGACAAAAAGCAUCGUGGUUGCGGUUGGUCAAAGAUUCGAAUUAUUGCUAAUAAUCCUGGUAUAUGGGCUAUACAUUGUCAUGUUACGCCUCAUAUGUUUAUGGGUAUGAUGGCUGUAUUAGAAGAAGCUCCAGAGUUAAUUAAUGAUAAUAUGCUACCUUCAAAAUAUUAGAAGAAGAAAAAGACCAGAUUUAGUAUAAAAGAGUCAAUACAUAUAUGUAUACAUAUAUAAA
Cokeromyces recurvatus is the source of this 2060-nucleotide messenger RNA. RefSeq names its product Cupredoxin. Lineage: Eukaryota; Fungi; Mucoromycota; Mucoromycetes; Mucorales; Mucoraceae. The record is from RefSeq and is a predicted model, not a curated record. The transcript is spliced from 2 exons. Bases 128 to 1999 code for a protein of 623 amino acids. Gene Ontology annotation, molecular function: oxidoreductase activity; copper ion binding.